AUGUCAACACCCAAACCAGCCAUCCUUCUAGUCCCCGGCGCAUGGCAUCAGGGCAAAACCUGGGAGCCCGUCACCAGUCUCCUUCAAGACCAAGGGUAUUAUGUCGAACCUGUAACUCUCCCUUCUGCCGGAGGUCCCCCCUCGACUAGUGUCGCCGACGAUGCAGCCUAUAUUCGCAGCAACCAUUUGGAGAGACUUGUAGCUCAAGGCCGAGAAGUGAUCAUCGUCAUGCACUCAUAUGGCGGUGUUCCCGGCACCGAAUCUGUCAAGGGAUUGGCGAGAAAGGAUAUCGCAACACAAGGGAAACCCGGUGGUGUGAUUGCACUGGUGUAUACGGCCGCCUUUAUGAUUCCCGGAGGACAGAGUCUCGCUGAGUCUUUGCCAAGUGAUACCCCAUCGCUCAUCAGCCCGGUUAUGGAUGGUGAUGCGACACAGGCAAACGAUCCGAGGUUUCAUUUCUAUAAUGACCUCGACGAUGAGACUGCUGCGAAAUAUGUGGAUGCGCUGGUCCAUCACGCCAUGCCGUCCUUCAUGACUCCCUUCACUUAUGAGGCCUAUCGGGACGUGCCAGCGACUUACCUGUUUUGCGAACGGGAUGAAGCUAUCAGGCCUAAUUUCCAGAGAGAGAUGGUGGCCAAUGCGGGGGAUAAUGUUGUGCGAACUUAUACCUGCGCCUCGGGCCACUCUCCUAUGUUAUCUGUACCGGAGAAGGUUUUCGAGGUUAUACAUGAUACUGCAAUACUUGCCAGGUCGUGA
Messenger RNA from Penicillium waksmanii, 756 nucleotides. Its product is annotated as alpha/beta hydrolase. NCBI's taxonomy places the organism in Eukaryota, Fungi, Ascomycota, Eurotiomycetes, Eurotiales, Aspergillaceae. The record is from RefSeq and is a predicted model, not a curated record. The transcript is spliced from 2 exons. The coding region runs from base 1 to 756 and encodes 251 amino acids.